AUGCAAGCUACUCUAUUACACAUCUUACUUGGGUGUUUUUCAUCCAACUCCGAGCUCCGAGGACCGAGCUCCGAUAACCACCUACAUGUAUUGGCUUUCGACUGCCAUUCCCUAGUCAUACCAGGUGUCCAUGCAAUGGCAACCACCCGCCGUAAUGGUCAAUUAGCAUCUUGCGAGUCAUGUCGUAGUUCAAAGUUGCGAUGUGAUCAUUUAAGUCCUAUCUGUGGACGCUGUGAGCGCCGCGGUCUUCAAUGCAUCUAUCACCCGGCACCACUAACGCAGCCCCUCACUGGAAUACGCCCCGAAAAGAAACGCCGCGUCGUGUUUGAAUCAGACCCUUCCAGCAACGUCAAUCGAAUGCAAAAUGAGAACGAGGCCUGGACGCGGAAAAAAGCAUCAGUCUCGGCCCCAGGGUUUCUGGGGCAAACUAGUUACUCCGAUGCGUUCACAGAUACCAGAAAUGAACUCCUUGUCGGAUUCCCAUGCCUCACUAGUCAUGAUAAGUUUCCCAUCGACCAAAGGCGGAUCAAUCUCGGUGCCCAGGUCUUGGCGCUACUGGAGAACCUCCCAUUUUAUAGAGAUGUGGUCACCGCUCGAUUCAAGAUAUGGAAGGGAUGGAGUCUUGGCUGGCCAGUUACGAACAUGAUUUUCACUGCCGUUGAGAAGAUGUGGACCUCACUAGAAUCUGCGCAUAUGGACACAAGGCAACGCGCUUUGUUCUUGUCUAAAAGCCUCUUUGAAACGCAUGGCCGAGCACUUGAGGUACACCCUUCGAUGACCUGGGAGGACUUCCAGUCUGCGGCUGCCGGAAGAUGGGAGCUGAUUGGGAUGCUCUUCACUCUGACAGGCCUAGCCACUGACUGGGUCCCCCAUGAUGACCCUAUCUUCAUGCGUCAGAAUACGAUGGAUCCGAAAAGUUUGGCUAUAACCGCAACUGCUGUAGGGGACAUAUGUCUUCAGUUCUGCGAUAGUACUGGAAUUGUGAAUGACAUUGUAGCCUGGCUGCUGUUGCACCAGGUCACACUUUUAGCAAUAGUCUAUGGUGAAAGUGACUUUCGACCAUGGAGAAAGUUAGGAGAAUUAUCGACAACGGUAUUUGCACUCGGGCUUCACCAGGACUCUAGCACCAAGGCUCCAUUUUUUCUUUCUGAGAUGCGAAAAAGAACCAUGGUCGCGGCCUAUUCAGUGGACAAAAUGCUUGCCACUUUCCUGGGUCGCCCGCCGCUCAUCAGCUGGCGCUACUGUGAUAUUCAAAUGCCACUUGACUUGAGCAUUGAGGAGAUUUUCGCAGACUCAGUCAUUCGUAAUGCGGCAAUCGCGCGACUGGAUGAGAAGACUGGAUGGAAUCUAGAAUCAAGCUUGACGAAGGGCACGUGGCCACGAAUUGCCUUGAUCACCAGCGUUCUCCGUGAAAGGGUCUUGGAACUUUCACUAAGUUGCCAGCUCGAGAAUCUUUGUGAAAGAGUCGAGCAGCUUUCACGCGAAUCCCGCCAAUUACGACAGGGACUGCCAGAAUUCCUCCAUUGGAAACCUGAUAUUGACGGGGUGGCACUUCCCAGGGUAGAACAUGAUCUCCUUUUCGAGAUUCAUGUAGAGUUUCUCCACAACGAGUUCCUGCUCUACCAGACCCUUGGUAAACGCACUCAGACACAGCCCGAGGCAAUGAUUAGUAUCGCUCGAGAGAUACUCAAAGCAUUAGUCACUAUGAUUUCCCAGAAGACUCGCUCUAGACAGCCCAUCAAAGACUUUGCUAUUAAUGUGUUCUUGCCGGGACUCCCUUCUGCCGGUGUUCUCUGUGCAGAAUUACUUCGUCGAUCCCGAUCAACGGUGACAAGCACUUUUCCGGGCUUUCCUCGCUCAGAGACCAUUCAAAAUUUGACCCUUUUCGCGGCAUAUUUAGACACCAUGAUUAAUCCCCAUGAUGGUAACUACCGUGUGGCACAGCAAAGUCAGAGGGCAAUCCGCCAUGUCUUGGACCAAGUCCUCUCCACGGAAGGGCCAUCCUCUGUCAUAGAAAACACUGGAGCUAGUGAACCGAUUGAUGAUGCGAACUUGCUUGACGGUGCGAAUUUGGACGAUCAUGACUUAUUUCUUGGUUGGCUUGAUGGCAAUAUGCAACACAUGUCCGACUCUUGGCUCGGAUGGGUUAAUUUCACUUGA
This is a messenger RNA of Penicillium robsamsonii, 2160 nucleotides long. RefSeq names its product putative C6 transcription factor. Gene Ontology annotation, biological process: regulation of DNA-templated transcription; DNA-templated transcription. The record is from RefSeq and is a predicted model, not a curated record. The coding region runs from base 1 to 2160 and encodes 719 amino acids. The transcript has 5 exons. Lineage: Eukaryota; Fungi; Ascomycota; Eurotiomycetes; Eurotiales; Aspergillaceae. Gene Ontology annotation, molecular function: DNA-binding transcription factor activity, RNA polymerase II-specific; zinc ion binding; DNA binding. Gene Ontology annotation, cellular component: nucleus.